Molecule: messenger RNA, 662 nt
Organism: Anthonomus grandis grandis
Lineage: Eukaryota; Metazoa; Arthropoda; Insecta; Coleoptera; Curculionidae
Gene: RpL9
Product: 60S ribosomal protein L9
Exons: 3
Coding region: 63-635 (190 amino acids)
Biological process (GO): cytoplasmic translation
Cellular component (GO): cytosolic large ribosomal subunit; ribosome
Molecular function (GO): structural constituent of ribosome; rRNA binding
Source: RefSeq, a predicted model, not a curated record
GUUGAAGUUGUUGACAUGUUGUCAACUGUUCUUUUCUUUGCUAUCCUUUACGCGAAAGGAUAAUGAAACAAAUUGUGACGAACCAAACGGUGAAAAUCCCGGAAGGGAUCACUGUUAGCACUAAAAGCCGACUCAUAACAGUGAAAGGCCCCAGGGGUACUCUCAAGAGGUCUUUCAAGCAUUUGGCAUUGGAUAUCCGUAUGAUCAACCCUCGUUUACUGAAGGUAGAAAAAUGGUUCGGCACUAAAAAAGAAUUGGCUGCCGUUAGGACUGUAUGCUCCCAUGUAGAAAAUAUGCUGAAAGGAGUUACAAAGGGUUACCAGUACAAAAUGAGGGCAGUAUAUGCUCACUUUCCCAUCAACUGUGUUACUACAGAAAAUAACUCUGUAAUUGAAAUCAGGAAUUUCUUGGGUGAAAAAUACAUCAGAAGAGUAAAGAUGGCUCCAGGUGUGACCGUGAAGAAUUCCACAGCUCAAAAAGAUGAGCUUAUAAUUGAAGGAAACUCUCUGGAAGAUGUUUCCAGGUCAGCCGCGCUUAUCCAACAAUCCACCACCGUCAAAGACAAGGACAUCCGUAAAUUCUUGGAUGGUUUAUAUGUGUCAGAGAAAACAACGGUUAUACAAGACGAAGUUUAAUGUAUUAAUAAAUUUUUUUAAGUUCUA